AUGGACAGUGAGAAGUACUGUCAGAUUCUGGAACGAUGUUACAUUCCAUUCAGCAACAACAUCUACAGUGGAUAUGGCGUUCUUGUGCAGGACAACGCUCCUGCUCACAAGAGCGUGUACACAAGUGCACGCCUAGACAUGUGGAAGGUUAGCCUGCUUGAUUGGCCGCCAGAGUCCCUCGAUCUGAACCCAACUGAACUUGUUUGGGGCAACAUGAAGGAAUUCAUUAGGUUACAACAGCUCCCAUUCUAUUAUGUUAAGCUACUUAUGAUGAAUUACAAUUACUUUGAAGAAAGCGAAAUGUACGAAGAGUACGUAAGAAACUCCAUCGCGUCGUUGAGCAAGAAGGGAGGAAUAUCUAUGAAGGACGAUAGACUUCGCUGCCCUUCUCAUUUCAUUGAAAGUCUUCAGUGUAUACGCAUUCAAAUGGAUUGUAAAACAUUCGCGGUCACGGUUUCGGGUACUGGAAGGGUUUCGCCGACGUUCGACGAAGCUCCUCCGGUAAUUACUGCGGGAGCCGCUAAGGCUGGCGGUCAAUGCCUCCGAGUAGUUGAAGGCGCUGGCAGGAACCCAGCUGGAGUAGCAGUGGAUAUUAUUGGCGGAUAA
Messenger RNA from Cooperia oncophora, 606 nucleotides. The record is from the annotation of a GenBank genome assembly. NCBI's taxonomy places the organism in Eukaryota, Metazoa, Nematoda, Chromadorea, Rhabditida, Trichostrongylidae.